GUCGUUUCAAGUGCAAAGUGGGAAAGGCCGGAUAUGGAGCACGAGGCCAAUUGGGCGCUCGACGGCGACGGGCUCGUCGAGAACCUCUUCUACUACCUCUGGUGCAAGGACGAGUUUGGCGGCGGCCCGUCGCUCUUGAUCCCGGAUACGAUCAUCUACAAGUUCACGCAGCCGGCGUACUGGUACUUCACGUCCAAGUCGGGCAAGGUCAAGAAGAAGGCCAAGACGUCGCUGGCCAAUGUCCAGAUUGAGAAGGAGUUUUGCCGCAAGCUCUGCGGAAUUGACAUUGUUGCCUACUACAUCUACAUGGAGAACGAUUGCCCGACGAUCGAGUACCUCAACGUCGAAGGCCUCAAGGAUUUUUUGUACAACCGACCCAAAGUACACAACGGCGUCCUACAGCGCUUCAUCGUUUCCAAGGGCGCGUCCAACUCUAUGAUCCGCGCCGUCUGGACGCCCAAGAUGUGUCUCCUGGAGCGCAAGACGAACGUGCGCAAGCUCCACGACACGCGCUAUGGUAUCUACGAGCGCGCCGUGACGUUCGACGGCGCCGACGCCUACAGCAACCCUGAUCCCGUGCGCGGCUCGAUUCUGCCCGGCGACAUCCAGUACCUGUGCGAACAAGUUGUCGAUCAUGUCAUGGAAGUCUCUUUCCACAAAUACCGCAUCUCGCGCAUGGUCCUGCACCUCAAGACCGAUGCGGACGACCGCGUCUGGCUGCUUUGGUCGUCCUCGAUUCGGCUCUCGCAUGGCGAGCAUCGUCCGAUCAACAUUACGUCCGACGCCCAAGUCCCGGCGUUCGUCCACCUGAGCGCCAUGCCGGACGGGAAACCGACCAAGAAGAAUGCGGUCCUCGCCAAGUGCACCAGCUGCGCCAGAUCCAUUGACGAGAUUUACUUGCUCCACGCCAGCUACAAGGCGGUGAUCGAGCACUUUCGACAGUUGCUCACGCACCUCCGCGCCUCCAGGGCCUCGGUCGUCCUAUGGCCACCGGACGACGCGGUAAUUGCGGCCGCGGGCGGCGUCGGCUUUGGAAUUCUCGAAGACAUGGACGUCGGGAGCGGCCCCGUCCGAGAGGUAGACGUGACGAUCCCACCCGUGCUGCAGUACCUCCAUCCGCACUUGACAGUUCCAGACUUUGUACGGUUUGCGACCGACCCCGUCUUUCUCUACAAGACGGCGCCCGUCUGCGAAAAAUGCUACCUCGUGUACGCCGACUUUAGUACGUCAGCGCUCGAAGCCAACACGGUGCGGGAGCACGCGCCAGCGAUUUUGCGCCCCAAACGGCUUGUCCCACCGCUCAAAGCGCGCUUCGAGGCGAGUACAAAGCCAUCGGACGACGCGUGGCUGCCAAAGCCCACGAAAACAAAGCCCGCGCUCAAGAUGCCGGUCAAGACGCAGUACCCGUUCACGGACCCGCCGACGCUGCCCGCGCGCAUCAACCAUACGAUGCUGAGCGAGAUGGAGCGCAACCUCCCGAUCGACGUCAAGCGUGAGGAGGCAAGUAAGGUGCCGUACAUGCCCGACGAGUGGAAGCAGGUGCCCGGAAUGGUGCCCAACCCCAACGUCCUCGCGCAUUCGCUCGUCAAGAAGGAGGAUGCUUUCUUCACGGACCUCACGGCGUCGCACCUCAACUCGGAGGCCUUUCAUCGCCCCCUGCAGCACAUGGUCGAGAGCGCGUCGCGGCUCGAUGCGCUCAAGACAAAUUUGGCCUUGGGCAGUCUCAAAGCCCCAAAGCGGAAUCCGUAUGCGGUCGUGCAAAAGCUCGUGGGCGGCGACGACAUGAGCAGUGCGUUCGAGAAGAAGACACGGGCCAAGGCGAAGAAGCCACCGUCGUUUCCGAGCGUCGCGCCCAGCGAAGACGAGCACACGACGUCGCGAAAGCACCGCGAGUUUCUACUCAAAUCGCUCCGCGAGAUCCAGCGCCAGCUGGGAAGCCCCGAGCCGCUGCGACCACUCGUGAUCGACGUCGACGACGCAGCGUCGAGGGAGGAGUAAUUAAUGUGCUAUUCUGUCGCAGAUACAUUUUGCGUCGGCGCCGAGAUCCCGA
Molecule: messenger RNA, 2050 nt
Organism: Saprolegnia diclina VS20
Lineage: Eukaryota; Oomycota; Saprolegniomycetes; Saprolegniales; Saprolegniaceae
Exons: 6
Coding region: 34-1998 (654 amino acids)
Source: RefSeq, a predicted model, not a curated record